Messenger RNA from Oncorhynchus mykiss (rainbow trout), 1698 nucleotides. RefSeq names its product NADPH oxidase 1 (gene gp91phox). Gene Ontology annotation, biological process: superoxide anion generation; defense response. Gene Ontology annotation, cellular component: plasma membrane; NADPH oxidase complex. NCBI's taxonomy places the organism in Eukaryota, Metazoa, Chordata, Actinopteri, Salmoniformes, Salmonidae. The record is from RefSeq and is marked provisional. Gene Ontology annotation, molecular function: superoxide-generating NAD(P)H oxidase activity.
AUGGGCAACUUUGCUGCCAACGAGGGACUUUCGGUCUUUGUCAUUCUGGUAUGGCUGGGAAUCAACGCUUACCUGUUUGUCCAGUUCUACAUGAACUUCCUGACUGAGAGAUGGUUCUACACACGGGUCCUUCUUGGGGAUGCCCUCUCCUGGGCCAGGGCUCCUGCAGCCUGUCUCAACUUUAACUGUAUGCUUAUUCUGCUGCCAGUCUGCCGGAACCUUCUGUCCUUCCUGCGCGGCUCCAUUCAGUGUUGCAGUCGCACAGCUGCUCGACAACUGGACAGAAACAUCACCUUUCACAAGCUGGUAGCUUACAUGAUAGCAUUUCACACAGCGGUCCACAUCAUCGCCCACCUGUUUAACUUUGAGUGGUUCAUGGGAGCCCAGCUGUACAGGAACAGCAGCUCUCUGCCCUUUGUGCUGUCCCAGAUUGGCACCGGAGACAAUGCCUCCUACCUAAACCCCAUCAGGACUGACCAGACCAACCCAACCAUAGUGAUGUUCACUACCAUCGCGGGGUUAACGGGCGUGGUCAUCACCUUGGCCCUCAUCCUCAUCAUUACAUCAUCCAUGGAGGUCAUCCGCAGGUCAUACUUCGAGGUUUUCUGGUACACCCAUCACCUCUUCAUCAUCUUCUUCAUCGGACUCGUCUUCCACGGCUUUGGGCGAAUUGUCCGAGGGCAGACCGCUACAAGUCUCCUGGAGAACAAGCCAUCGCAGUGUGCAGAUCAGUUUGAGUCAUGGGGAAAGAACGGGACCUUCUGCCCUAAGCCAGAGUUUGCUGGGAACCCUCCUAUGACAUGGAAGUGGGUGGUGGGGCCUAUGAUCUUGUAUGUGUGUGAGAGACUGGUCCGAUUCUACCGCUCCCAACAGAAGGUGGUCAUCACCAAGGUGGUGAUGCACCCGUCCAAGACCCUGGAGCUCCAGAUGAAGAGGAAGGGUUUCAGGAUGGAGGUCGGCCAGUACGUCUUCAUGCAGUGUCCCUGCGUCUCCCAGCUGGAGUGGCAUCCCUUCACCCUCACCUCCGCCCCCGAGGAGGAUCACUUCAGCGUCCACAUCCGUAUCGUGGGCGACUGGACCCAGGGCCUGUACGAGGCCUGCGGGGGGGACAAGAACGAGACCCAGGAGGCAUGGAAACUGCCCAAAAUGGCGAUAGAUGGCCCGUUUGGUACGGCCAGUGAGGACGUGUUUGGCUAUGAGGUGGUCAUGCUGGUGGGUGCUGGCAUCGGGGUCACCCCCUUCGCCUCCGUCCUCAAGUCAGUGUGGUACAAACACAUCCAGGAGAACCAGAACGUUUUCACCAAGAAGAUCUACUUCUAUUGGCUGUGUCCUGAGACCCAGGCGUUUGAGUGGUUUGCUGACCUGCUGCAGUCUCUGGAGGGACAGAUGACAGAGAAAGGCAUGGUGGACUUCCUCAGCUACAACAUCUACCUGACCCGCUGGAAAGAGACCGAGGCUGCUCACUUCAGAGUUCACCAUGAGGCAGAGAAUGACCCUAUCACAGGGCUGAAGCAGAAGACUCUGUAUGGGAAACCUAACUGGGACAAUGAGUUUACUACUAUUGGGACAAAGCAUCCAGAGAAAAAAGUAGGAGUGUUCCUGUGCGGUCCCACCCAGCUGGCUGACGUCUUGGAGAAGCAGUGCCUGUCUCACUCUGAGGCUGGUGUCAAGUUCAUCUUCAACAAGGAAAACUUCUGA